Molecule: messenger RNA, 1483 nt
Organism: Anoplophora glabripennis (Asian longhorned beetle)
Lineage: Eukaryota; Metazoa; Arthropoda; Insecta; Coleoptera; Cerambycidae
Gene: Dsor1
Product: dual specificity mitogen-activated protein kinase kinase dSOR1
Exons: 5
Coding region: 115-1272 (385 amino acids)
Biological process (GO): protein phosphorylation
Molecular function (GO): ATP binding; protein kinase activity
Source: RefSeq, a predicted model, not a curated record
UGUUACAGAACUCUAUUAUAUAUUUUGUGACAGAACUUGUGCAGAAAGUGGGAGCGACUGUCCAGUGUCAAAAGUGUCAAAAGAAUGUAAUAUUUGUAUGAGAAAAUAUUUACAAUGUCAAAGAAUAAAUUAAACUUAACUCUCCCCCCUGGUUCGAUAGACCAAACACCUACCAUAACACCAACUUCUUCGUUUCACGAUAAACCUGCUGUACCUAAUAAUUUAGUACGAGGUAACAGUAUAGAUCAUUUAACUGCACGUUUGGAAGAAUUAGACAUGGAUGAUACACAGCGUAAAAGAAUCGAGGUGUUCCUGUGCCAAAAGGAGAAAAUUGGAGGUGAUUUGUCAGAUGAUGAUUUUGAAAAGCUUGGUGAACUUGGUUCUGGAAAUGGCGGAGUUGUAACUAAAGUUCGACACAAAUGUAGUGGUUUAAUAAUGGCUAGGAAGCUAAUCCAUCUAGAAGUAAAACCUGCAAUUAAAAAGCAGAUUAUUCGAGAGCUUAAAGUAUUACAUGAAUGUAAUUUUGCUCACAUAGUUGGCUUCUAUGGUGCAUUUUAUAGUGAUGGAGAAAUAAGUAUUUGUAUGGAGUAUAUGGAUGCUGGUUCACUUGAUUUGAUACUAAAAAAAGCAGGCCGUAUACCUGAGAAUAUACUUGGAAAAAUAACUUCGGCAGUUUUAAAAGGUUUAAGCUACUUAAGGGACAAACAUGCUAUAAUGCAUAGAGACGUUAAGCCUAGUAACAUUUUAGUAAAUAGCAGUGGAGAAAUUAAAAUAUGUGAUUUUGGAGUGUCGGGACAACUCAUAGACUCAAUGGCUAACUCCUUUGUGGGAACCAGAAGUUACAUGUCGCCAGAAAGGCUUCAGGGCACACACUAUUCAGUACAAAGCGAUAUUUGGUCAUUAGGUUUAUCGUUAGUAGAAAUGGCUAUCGGAAUGUACCCCAUACCCCCACCAGAUGCAAAAACAUUAGCUGCAAUAUUUGGUCCAAGAAGUGACACAGAUUCUCCAGAUCACACAAAAGGUCCUCGUCCUAUGGCAAUAUUUGAACUUCUUGAUUAUAUUGUAAAUGAACCUCCACCAAAGCUUCCGUCAGGAAUAUUUACAGAUGAAUUCAAGGAUUUUGUUGACAGAUGUUUAAAAAAAAAUUCUGACGAUCGUGCUGACUUGAAAACAUUAAUGAAUCACACAUGGAUUAAAAAAGCUGAAUCUGAGGAUGUUGAUAUUGCAGGGUGGGUGUGUAAAACAAUGGAAAUUCAGCCCCCAGGCAAAUAAGAUGUUUUCUUUCAUAAAUUACAUUUUCUAUAGAGAUGGAUAAGCGUUAGGACAGUUUUUAGAAUCAUGGAAUCAAAUGCUGUGAACAUUUGUAUUAUUAAUUGUAAUAAUAUUAUGUACGCCUUUAAAACUAUGUACUUGUAUAUUUAUUAUUGUUUCUAUUAGGCAUUUCAAAAGUUGGUUUUUCCUAGCUAAUAAUUUAUAAUAAAAC